Rotaria sp. Silwood1 is the source of this 2151-nucleotide messenger RNA. The record is from the annotation of a GenBank genome assembly. Lineage: Eukaryota; Metazoa; Rotifera; Eurotatoria; Philodinida; Philodinidae.
AUGAGUUCAGCAAAUUCUUUUCUUUCAUCAACAGCUUAUCACGCUUCGAAUGCUCGAUAUGCUAGUUCACAAUCACCAUCAUCAACAUCAUCUUCAUUUAACAUCCUUUCAAAUAGUGUUCAACAACAAUUGAAUGAUUUAAAUUCUACACGUUCAUCAACAUCAUCAUGUUCUACAUCUCAUUGUUUAAGUAAUCAAUGUAUUGAAUGUACAACUAUACUUUCAACAAGACCAUCACAACCAAGAUGUAAUCUUACUUCUUAUACUGAUCAAUCAUCAAAUUCAUCUCAUUUUGUACAAAAUUGUUCGUGUGUAUCCAAUUCAACAUUAGAUAAUCACUCGCAAAUAUCUACAAUUGAUGAACAACAAUCAACACGAAUUUUAUCAAUGAAUAUUCCAGUUGAUAAUAGUAAUAAUAAUCGAAAUGAUAAUCCAAUAAAUUCUUCAUCAUUAAAUAUUGAAAUUGAAGAAGAUGAUGAUGAUGAUGAUGAUCAAAGAAUUUAUCUAUUAAAUGAAUAUAAUGAUCAAAAUGAACAAUUAGAAGUUUUUGUUGGUUUUUAUCGUCCAGGAGAAUAUCAACGUGAGACAAUGGAUGAUGAUGAUGACGAUGAUGGAAGUGAAAUAAGUCAUCCAUCGGACGCACAAAAAAAGGAAGAACAGUCAACUCGAGAAUUAAUCAGUGAUGACGAUGAAGGUAAUGAAGAUCAAGAUUUUAUCGAUGAAGAUUUAUGUCCUAAUCAAGAUGAAGAUAAUGAUCAACAACAACAAGAUAAUGAAUUCAUCAAUGAAGAACAAUUAAAUCCAAAUAUUCUUAAUAAUGAUCAUCAACAAUUUGAAGCUAAUCAACAAAAUCCAUUUCCUAUGGUUAUUGUACAAAUAGAUGAAGAUGAAGAUCAAGGUUUUGGUGCACAAUUUAAUGAUGAUUGUCAAUCGAGUGAUGAUGAAAAUAAUCAUUUAUCAACAAUAUCAUUAAAUAAUAAUAAUGAUAAUGAUAAUGAAAAUGAAUUAAUAUAUACGAAAAAAAAAUUUCUUCAACGUUCACAAUCAGAUUCUGAAUUAUAUAAAUAUAACUAUCAAACAUUUCUUUCAUUACCAUCUCUAUCAAUAAAUUCAAGAAAUUAUUUUGAAAAAAUUGAACAUAUUAUUAUUGAUGAUCAACAACCAAUAACAACAAUAUCAAAUUUAAUUAUUAAAAAAAAACAAGAUGAUGAUAAUGAUCAUUUAUUUUUACGAAAGAAAAGAAUAUUAAGAAAAUCAUCAGAAGAAAUCAUUGAAAUAUCAAAUCUUGAAUCUUCUCUACAGACAAUUGUUGAUCAAGCUGUACGUGAUGUUGAACGUCAUGUUAUGUUAUGGGAUGAUGAUCAUGCUCGGCAAAUAGAUCAUCAAUCACCAGUGCAACAAAUUGUGCAAUAUUUUCAAUUAAAUAUUGAUAUUAAUGAAGAUCAACAAUCGAAAGUAUCAUCUAUUCGAAAGGAAUUAUUACUUGAUUAUCUUCAAUAUAGAAGUGAAGCUGACAUGUCUGCAAAUGACUUACAUGAAAAUCUUCUUCAAUAUCCGGAAUAUUCUUCUCAUAUACAUUGUCGAUUUUUUCCAUUUUGGCCACCACGAGAUGUUGAUUUAUUACAAUGGCUUUCUCAUUGGAUUAAACAAGGUGCUCUGCCUAUUGCAAUAAUGAAUAUGGAUCAUUAUCAUUCUCAAAAAACAAAUUUUUAUAGUACAUGUUCAUCUUGGCAACAUCGUAUAAUCUAUGGCGUUGAACCUCGAGGAAUAUAUCUAAUGAAUCCAAUACAAAUUCAAUCUCCUCAACAAGUUUAUGAACAAUUAACUGUUGAUUCAAUAACAUAUAUCACACGUCAAGAAAUUGUUCAACGUUAUAAUCAAUCUCCAAUGUGUUUAACACCUUUAGCAAUAAAUAAUAAUACAUCAAGAUUAUUUUCAGAUACAAGGUGGCGUACGAUGAAUGUUCUUGGACAAGUUGUUAACGUUUUACGUGAAGAUCGUCAAUUAAAUGAAAAUGAAACACGCAAUAUUCCAUAUCGUCCAACCGUAACACAUGUUCGAAUACCAUCAACAUGUUCAUCCGGUAUUUUGAUAUUUUCAAAAGAUUAUAAUCAAUUAAUAAAUGCGAUAGACUUACCAUUAAGACAAUAA